UACCAGUGAAAUCGUUAACUUUAUCGAAAUUUUUAUUUUUCUUUUAAAGCGGAUGCAAAAUAAAUUUCUGCUAAUUACACAUUCUUAGAAUGAAGUUUCAAAUAUUUUUAGUUUUUCUUGUAAGUUUAUUCCUUUCUAUAUCAACAACGAUUGGAAUUUUCUUACAAAAUGAAACAAACAUAAAUGCAAAAGAACAAAAGAAAUUAUCACCAGCAGAAUGGACAGAGUUGAAUGAAGAUGGUUUGUGGAGUUCACUUCUUGAGGAUUGGGUUUUAAGUAACAAAAAUUCACCAUCUCGUGGUAGAGAAGCUCGAAUCAUUCAAACUGUCGCUCCACCGCAAUUCUCAAGUCAUCAACAACAAUCUUAUCAGAAAUAUAUUCCAACGUCUCAAGCUUAUCUUACAAAGCGCAUUGGAGAAUCAUUUGAUAGCGAAGUUAAUAUGAAGAGACCUGCACAAUUCAACUUCAACAAUCAACUGCCAACUCCAUUGAAACUCCAAGAACAUCGUCAAUAUCAAAAUUCACCUAGGGAAGUGUCUGAAACCGAUUUGUAUCUUCUCGGUGCUAUUGAGAAGCUCGUAUAUCGAGUCGAUUACAUGGAAAAGCGGUUAAAGAGAACAGAACAAUUAGUUUAUUAUCUUAUGGCAGGGGAUAAUCAAAAACUUGAACCUGAACCUUGUCGGACAAACUUCACGAAAAUUGGUACUCAUUGCUAUUCAUUUGAAUACUCGAACAAAUUUGAUUGGAAAACUGCUGCGCAAAAAUGUAAAUCUCUUGGAUCAAACUUGGCUGAAUUUGAGAAGAUUGACGAAUUCCGUGAUGUCGUUGCAUAUAUAUUGAGUCAUAAUUAUCGUGGUCAUGACUUUUGGAUUGGCGGUUUAAAUCCAGGUCUCUUAUGGAUUUGGUCAACAUCAGCUCGUCCCAUCAACACAAACGCCAAUCUAACUUCUUUAAGUAACAAAACUGAAUCAAUCAGUAAAUUGCCAGUAAAAGUUGUUAAUCAAACAUCACCCAAACCUCAGAAAAAUUCUACUCUGUCAACCAGUUUUCCUGAAAUAACAGGAAAUGGAAGAUGUUUGAGACUCUCAUACAAUCCUUCGCAUUUCAGUUACGGCUACACCGGUCAUGAUUGUUCUUCCAAACAAAAUUUCAUCUGCAUAUCUCUUGAUAAAACUUUAGACAAUGAAAUUAAAAGAAUUUCUAAGAAAUUGAACUUUGAAGAUUAA
This is a messenger RNA of Clunio marinus, 1226 nucleotides long. The record is from the annotation of a GenBank genome assembly. Lineage: Eukaryota; Metazoa; Arthropoda; Insecta; Diptera; Chironomidae.